GUCUAAAACGGGCUUUGGCGACCAUUUGAAAACUUUAAAUCGUCCGGCUUUACAGCUUUGAAAGUUUUUCUUUCGAGUCUCUGACCCCGUUGAUAUUUUUCCUACCGUUUAUGAAAAAUAUCAGCAAGUUACUUAAGUUUUGAGAUAAUUCAUACGAAACAGUGGCUGGAUCUAAGUUGGAAACGAAGUGACAGUGUAAACAGAAACGAGGCUACGGGUGACUGAUUCUUUAAUCAUAUGGAGCAAUAGACGAAGAGAAAAUGAAUCGGAACUGAUAUCGUCCGCUAAUAUAGCAAAAGUGAAUGGAUAACUUUAAAAGCUAACUGCUGAAAACCUUUUAAAAAUUCUGAUAUACUUUUUAACAAGGAGUGCUAUUUAACAAGAUUUUAAACAAAAACAUGACAUUUUAAAGGAAAAAAAAAAGAAAACGAAAUUCAAUUUCAUUUGAAUGUUUUUUGUGAGAGGAAAAAUACAGGAACCAUGCCGAAACUUGGAAGAAGGAAUUAUAUCCUAGAUGAAAAGGCGCGGUUGAGCGAGCGCCAGGAGUACGACUUUAUGCACUCCAACAAUAUCACCACACUGACGGCGCCCUUUGGAACCAACGACACGCCCAAUAUAUCCUACAAAAUCAUAGGUAGUAAGCCCGUCCACGUCAUAGAGAGCCUACAGUCACACAGACCACAAGACGACACCUUGUACACCGGACCACGAAUUCACAAUCUAGACGGAGUAACAAUCAAACCAAAUCAGGUGAAUCCGAGAGUUUUGAACGAAAAAGUCAAAGGAUAUUACAGCGCUCAACAGCAUGACGUCUCUAACGAUGAGAAUUACACGGGGCUUCCAAAAAUUGUGACAUUGGACCAAUUUUCUUCCGAAGUGCACGGAAAACCCACAUAUUCAAAUCCAGUGACAUACCGAGGAUCGAGACCAGACUCCAAAUCUCUAAACCCUUAUCCCAAUCUACCUCCCAUUGAGGCCAACCGAGGCAAGAACCAAAGAUCCACCGUUUUCGAGAAAGAAGCCUGGAUCCCACGGGCGGACCCUGAACCCAAACUAUCCACGGUAACCGAAUACAAGCAACAGUACGAAACAGGACGACCGCACAGUGAACGGUACGAACCUACAUAUCAAAACAAUAACAAUUACUCGGACGUGUACCAGAACGGUGAUAGAAGAGCGUACAGCGAGACAGGAGCCCCCACAAUGGAACGGUCAUUCAAAGACUCUAUGUUACAAAUGCUACCCCCGGAACCUUUCCUGCCGUCCGAUCCCGUGAAGUAUACGAGCGAUCAGCGACAGAGGCUUCUGGAUACCACCGCAGAGGAAAUGCGGGGAGUGACCACUGAAAGGCUGAAGGGAGCGUACCACCUCCUGUCCAGGAUCGACAGACAACUGAACGGAUUGUGUCAGUUCGAGAACGUCAAAGACAUUCUUAGGCAAGAAAGGGCGGAUCCAAGUGAAGACACACUGAGGCUGAUAGCAGCCAUGUGUGUGGUCCCCAAAGUCCAGAACAUGGUCAACUACGAGGAUAUCAUCACGUUCCUAAACGAGGCGAUUCGUCUGACUCAGAACGGCCCGACUGACACUAGUCGCCAUCAGUAUUACCAGCCAGGAGGGGCCCAUGGUGUCAAAAACAUCUCAAUCCCAAGAGAGAAGGAAACGGCGCUGCUUCUCCAGAAAACAGCCCAGCAACUGGGAACUAGUAAAAUCGACAUCGAGGCUCUAACUAGAACCUUCCAGUUUUAUGAUAACGAACGAACAGAGAUGUUGUCAGCCAAUGAGAUUAAGAACGUCCUGUUUGACAAUAAAAUCCAGUUGUCUGAAAAUCUGAUCGACGAUAUUCUGGCGAAAAUGACAGACGCAAACCGAGACGGCAAAUACAAUUGGCGCCGGUUUGUGGACUUCCUGGAGCGAGUGCAGCCCGCCAAAACAGGCCUCGAGAUCACGUACAACAAACGACCCUUAGAAUACGCAAAACAGUACCCUCAACCCGUGGAAUCCUGGCCCCGGGCCAGGGAAUCUCCCCGGUACUCCUCCCCUCCACCAGCUAAUCAAUAUGGACAGAGUUCUCCACUAUCGCCCAGAAAGAACAUGAGUUACUCUAACAGCCCUCGGUUUGGCGGUCAGUCGGGCCCCAGCAAUGAUAUCUGGCGAAAAAUCCAGGAUAUCGAGGACGAAAUAAAAAAUUUAGAGCAAAAUAAUCAGACCAGUAAAAAUCGACAAAACCAGAAGGACAUUAAUCAUCGCAUAUCUACUGUCCAGGAUGAGAUCAAUGAGUUAGAAUUCAGCAAUAAGUUCUUGAAACAAGGACUUGAGUCCAACGCCAGGGGCGACUCUUGGGAGUCAAAACUCAUCCAGCUGGCGGGGCAAUUGUACAGAGUGAACGAAACGCGCUACCGGUCAAGUGGGGUUUUGCCUUUCGAAUUGAUUGUGGACCAAACGACUAAAUACAAUGAAAACGCCAGGAUGGGUCUACCAUACGACGUCAUAUAUCGACUUGCUCAAAGACAUAGCAACGACCGUAACCAAGUAGAUAUUGAUAGAUACCUGAACGACCUAGGAAAUGAUAGAACUUGGUAUAUGAAAUAACCUUUUGGAACUGUAGACUGUCAGUGCUGCCAAAUCAUAGAACAAUUGCGUUUUCAUCACACUUCUGAUGACGUUGUCAUAGUAUGAGGACCUUCACUACAAGCAAAAGUGCACAAGAGACGAAUAAAUUUUCGAAAUAUUUUUUUUCUUUCGAUGACUAGAGAUAAGAAUUGUAAGAGUCUUAUCGGUAAUUCUAUCAAUUGGAAAUAUAAAAAUAGAAUGAUAGAAAAAUAUAAUGUACUAGACAAAAUUGUGAAUGCUUAAAUUUGUGCUAAGAAAAACGUUUUUCCUGAAGGAAAAGUAAUUCUGUGAUAGAUUAUAAAACCAAUUAUAUACUAUAGACCUCCAUGUUAUUGUCUGUGAUAUUUUCUCUCGUCAUUUUCGUCUGAUUUAGUUCGUUAUAGACCAUUUCAUUCAUAACUGUCAAGAGCUUUAGUGGGUUUUUUUUUAUCUUCGUAAUGGCUGCUGUACGGGAAUAAAAAUAUUAUAUAACUCUUUAGUCAGGGAGGUUAAAUGAUAGGAUCAAAGGGAAAUAACUCCAAGUGACUUGAUUUAGAUAUAAAGGUACGAUUCUUUGUCUUGUACAGUAGUUAUGAGCCUGUGAUAUUUUGGAUAUAUUUAUACUAUCGUAAAUAUUUAUUGAAUAAAGUUUAGAUUAUUUUCCA
Molecule: messenger RNA, 3254 nt
Organism: Magallana angulata
Lineage: Eukaryota; Metazoa; Mollusca; Bivalvia; Ostreida; Ostreidae
Exons: 16
Coding region: 481-2589 (702 amino acids)
Source: RefSeq, a predicted model, not a curated record